Messenger RNA from Aureobasidium uvarum, 2607 nucleotides. The record is from the annotation of a GenBank genome assembly. NCBI's taxonomy places the organism in Eukaryota, Fungi, Ascomycota, Dothideomycetes, Dothideales, Saccotheciaceae.
AUGGACAACCCGACCCCCGUCGGUACAGGUCGUCUACCAGCAACUCAAGUCCACCAUUGCAAUAUCCAUGACGACCUCAUCAGACUAUCCAUCUUCUUUGAUGACAAUGGCCAGGACGACAUACAAGACCAAUUCCGCCAAAGCCGAGGUUUUCAAGCAAUCAUCCAUGCUCUGGAAGCAACAAUUCGAUUUGCGGAAGCACAAGGAGAACUGACGGAUAGCUAUUUCGAAGAAAACUUCAUUCAGAUCGCAAUCGAUGUGCUAAACAUUUUGACCAAAGCAUUGCGUCGGCACCAUGGAAACUCGCGUUACUUUACCAAGCGAAUCUCUGGCGGAGGAUGGCAAGCUCUCCGUCACCUCAUCCAACACGCUUCUUGCAUCAUUGCGAGCUCACCCUCUAGUGGGGCUCGGUUCAACAAUCUAUUGAGACUUUUCUGCGCCACUUUAGCAUUGUCACUUGGGGACAACUCGUUCAGCAACGCUCUCAAGCCUCUCUGGUUCGAAGGUCCAGACAGUUCGCAGAGCGCAGUCAACGGAGAUGCUUCUUCAGAGGCAAAUUCUGAUCAUAAAACUGCGACAGAGACAUCAACUGCUGAAAAGAUGCAGAUGUUGGUUCGUGAGUGUUUCGGCCGAGAUGAGAGGAUCCUCAACUCGGAGGCUGUGACUAUCAUGUCAGAUUUCUACACGUCGUUCGGGUACGCCAGAGAGACCGCUGGUGAUCAUAUGGCUGUUCUGCCAACCGCAAUCUUGACCGUACUUGAUUGCCUUGUUGAUACAUCAGCAAGCAACAGAAUUGCAGUUCAUGACGCUGGCACACUGUCAAUUUUGUUGCCUCGCUUGGCCGACAAGCUCAUGGACGAAUGUGAGGCCACGCUAUUACAAAAGCUCUGCAAAUCGUUGCUUCCACUUGGGACACGUCGAUUAGAAGAGACAGCUCAAAUAUUCAAACUGGCCUGCGAAGACGAUUCCGCCAAAGAAAUAUUGUUGGAGGCUUUGCAGAAGUCCAAACAGCCUCCUGCUAUUCAGUUCGACUUGUCACACUCCGGGCAUUGCUCUAUUGAGCUUGCGUCCUUGCCACGGCCCUUUCCGCCACCUACUGGCUACACUUUCUCGUCUUGGAUCAAGAUCGAUCAGUUUGAUUCAGACUGCCAUACCACGAUAUUCGGAGCAUUUGACGCCAGCCAAACAUGUUUUGUUCUUGUGUACAUCGAAAAGGACACUCAUCAACUCAUUCUGCAGACGUCAGUCACCGCGAAGAGACCCAGUGUACGAUUCAAGAAGUUCAGAUGUGGAGCUGGAGAGUGGUAUCAUAUUGCUUUAGUGCAUCGCCCUUCUAGAACAAGCGGUUCGAGUCCAGCCAUACUCUAUGUCAACGGACGCUGCAUCGAAGAGCAGCACUGCCCGUAUCCAGAGACGCCGCCACUUAUCCCAGAACUCCGUGCUCCCGUUCCUUCUCAAGUUGUUAACACCACUCGACGACCAGUCCAGGCUUUCUUCGGCACCCCUCAGGAUCUUGCUUCCCAAGCAGCCGAUCGUGUCUUGAGGUUGAAGUGGUCUCUUGCAAGCGCCUAUUUGAUUGACGCAUCUCUUUCUCCAGAGUUAGUCGCGGUUCACCAGAAGCUCGGUCCACGUUAUUGUGGCAACUUUCAAGACUGUGUGGGACCUUUUCUGACAUAUCGCGCUUCUGCCGAGCUCAACCGAUACAACGAGAUGCUGCACGCGGACAAAGACGACAAAUCCGAAAUCGUCAAGGCUACACAGUCUCAGGGCAGUGAGCUCCUCCCAGAAGGCAAGCUCUUGAUCAGCAUGUCAGCUUCGACGAUUGUCAACAUGAACGGUGUUCUAGCAAAUGGUGUCAACGUUGCAGGCAUGCUGAAUGAAAAAGCUGCGGCACAUCUUCAAUCUCUCACGCGUAACGGAAAUCCACUGUUAUUGAAUGCGGCUCGACCUUCAAUCAACGAAGCUAUCACGAGAUCCUAUGGAGCAGCUGUGAUCACCGGUGAUCCUGUAUUGACUCUCACUCGUGGAUUGGAUGAUGGUAGUUGGCAGAUUGGAGGCAGCUUACCCAUCAGCAUGAAGAUAAUCCAGAGCGCAUCAACGGCCGAUUCUCUUGUCACUUCAGUCGAGCUUCUUUUCCAAUGCAUACUGGACAAUUGGCGAACCAGCGAAGUCAUGGAGAAGGACAACGGGUUUGGCAUUCUCGCAGUCCUGCUACGAGAAAAACUCGGAAUAUAUACCAGCGGCCCUGGUGGCAAUAGAACUGCCCCAGUAGCAAAGACCAUGCAGCAGAGGGAAGAGCUAGCAUUGAGACUUCUCAAAGUUGUAUUGGCAUUUGUUGGCUACGAUACCAAGAGCCCCGAGAACUCUUUGCUCAUCAAUCCUAUGGCUUACAGAGUUCUACUCGUAGAUUUUGACACUUGGCGUACUAUAAGUACCGAAACUCAGAGACUCUAUUAUCAGCAGAUCGCUGGGUUUGUUUGGAAAAACAACAACCAGACUUUCAACAUGAAACGUUACAACAAGAUGAGGGUUAGCUUUGCAGUCGACCAAUCCGCUCCUGAGAACACCUCGGAACAGAUCCGCAUCAAUCAAGCUGCCAUCUCCUAG